Leptidea sinapis is the source of this 4134-nucleotide messenger RNA. RefSeq names its product zinc finger protein 883-like. NCBI's taxonomy places the organism in Eukaryota, Metazoa, Arthropoda, Insecta, Lepidoptera, Pieridae. The record is from RefSeq and is a predicted model, not a curated record. Gene Ontology annotation, biological process: regulation of transcription by RNA polymerase II. Bases 265 to 2196 code for a protein of 643 amino acids. Gene Ontology annotation, cellular component: nucleus. Gene Ontology annotation, molecular function: zinc ion binding; DNA-binding transcription factor activity, RNA polymerase II-specific; RNA polymerase II transcription regulatory region sequence-specific DNA binding. The transcript is spliced from 15 exons.
AAAAUGCACCGUGAUUUGUACACCAUUAACCAGUGAAAGAGUUGUAAAAAGUAAAAAUAAAAUUCGUGAAUUAAUGUGUAGUGUGUAACGCAGUAUUAUUAUAUUACGUAGUAUUUACAUCCUAUUUGGUGUUACCUAUCAUGUACCUAUUGUACUUUGUAGGGGUAAUUCUGUUAGGAAGUUGGAAUCAAAAUCGAUUUCAUUAAGUAUCAUAUAUCCGAAUAAUUUUCAUUUUUCUGAAUCGUAAGAUUGAUAGUAAUAAAUAUGACUUCUGAGCUGAAAAUAUGCAGAAUAUGUCUAGCAACAGAUGUAAAAUUUUUUCACUUUGACCAAUAUAAUCUUAAGUCUUUUUAUGAAGAAACAUUAGUUUUAAAAGUACUCGAAGGAGAUGAACUUCCACAUUAUUUUUGCUUUGAAUGUGCCACUAUGUUAGAUAAAUUUCAUAAAUUUAAAGUGAAGUGUCGCCAAGGUUGGGACGUUCUUGGCAACUUACUUUGGCUAAGAUCAAUAAAAUAUGAGACUGUGAAGUCUAUGAACAGGAGAUCAUAUAAUCUAAGCUCUACUUUGGAGGUAACAUGCACAGAAAACAUUGAUAUUCUGUUCUCAGAACUGUCAGAAACCACAGAUAUUGAUAAACUAGAAGAUGAAGUAAUAGCAAAAGUUGAACAUAGUACAGAUACAGAAGUUGAAUGUGACUUUGAAAUGGAUAUAGAAAAUGAAGUCAAACCAUAUAGAAUAAUUCCAGUUGCAGAAGUUGAUAUAAAAGUUGAGAAAGCUAAGCCAAGGAGAGCAAGGGUUAAAAAAAAGCAGUUUAAAAAAAUUAAGAGAAAAGAACAUAGUCCAGUUGGAGAGGAUGAUAAGAUUUACACAAAAAGGCCACAAAUUCGUAAUUCAAAGGGUUGGAAAUUGCAUAUUAUGGAUGAGGAAACUGCAAGACAGAGUUUUAAUGCCCGGAAAGAGGAUAGCAAAUACAUUAAAAUGCCAUUUAAAUGUACAGAUUGCUAUAAAGGAUUCUCAAAGGAAGAUAUACUCAAGCGACAUAUGCUUCGGAGGCAUGAAGUGAAAAACGGACUUCAAUGCAACCUAUGCAAGAUGCGUUUUAAGUUUUCGUGGCAGCUCCGUAAACACAUGCGGGAUCACUACACGAUAUAUGAAUGUUUGCGGUGUGGAUUGAAAUGUCCUUUGGAAGCCUCAGCGAUACUACACGAAGAAGUGCAUACUGGUAUUGUGAGAAAAUGUCCCCAUUGUAAUGAAGAGUUUAGGCACCAGUCUACGUACUACUCGCAUAUGCGAACACACAGAAGUAACCACAUAUGCACAAUAUGCGGCUCUUCGUUCGUCAGCGAGCUGGGACUGUUACAGCACAAAAGAGUCAAACACUUAUUAGACGACGAGAACCAAGCUGAUGAAGAUGUGAGCACGUUCUGCGAGAAGUGCAACAAGACCUUCGAGACUCGGAAGGCGUUCGAGUAUCACCUGUUUCACUCCGCCAUGCAUAUCGUGACGCCAGAAGAUGGAAAGAAAACUAUAGUCGAUAUACAACACACAAGGAAAGUACUUGGGAAACGGACUCAAGCGAUGAUAUCAGAGAAGCUGAAACAGCUAAAUAGAUACGAGGAUAUAAAAUACACGACGGAUACAAGGAUCUUACGAAGAUUGCGAAGAGAUUUCAAGAAACCGACGACAUGCCACCAGUGCGGCAAACACUUCGAGACGCAGGCAGCGUGUAUGAAGCAUCACAUCAAGGAACACCCCAGGACGUCGUUCUACGCGCAGAGCGACCGACACAUCUGCGAGAUAUGUGGCGCAUCGCUUGCGCCUGGCAGUGUCGCCACCCAUCAGAACACUCACACCAAAGAGAAGAUCUACAAGUGUGAUACAUGCAGCAGGGAGUUCUUCACCAGCAUGAGUCUUAAGCGACAUCAGUUGACGCAUACGGGUGAGAAGCCACAUAAAUGUUCGUUAUGUGACAAACGUUUCACACAGAGCAACAGUAUGAAGCUCCACUACAGGACAUUCCAUCUUAAGGAACCCUACCCUAAGAGAAUAAGAAGAAAAAAGAAUGAAGAUCCGUCUGACAACUGUGAGACAUCGAGUGACUGUGACUCCGGCCAGAACAACCCCGAACAGUCCCGCCGGGGACUCGAACCGGCUGUCCACGAGAACGGGGCCUACUUGCCCCUCUAUCCGAACUAAAACAGCCAGAUCAGAGAAAAACGUGUGAAAGAGAUGAAAUAAUCUUGCAGGCAUUCGUUUUCUCUUUCUAGAGUUCGUGUUGAGCCACGUUAGGUCUCGUACCCUCAAAGACUGUUUAUCAAUACUAGAAUAAAAUAGUUUUUCCCACCUUGCUGAAAUGCUCGCUUUUAGUCCCUGGUACGAGGAACAAAAGUGGCCGGUUCUCAGUACCUUUGUCCCUCGUACCAGGGACUACCAGUGGGAGGCUCCUUUGCACAGGAUGCCAGCUAGAUUAUGGGUAUCACAACGGCGCCUAUUGCUGCCGUGAAGCAGUAAUGUGUAAACAUUACUGUGUUACGGUCUGAAGGGCGCCGUAGCUAGUGAAAUUACUGGGCAAAUGAGAAUUAACGUCUUAUGUCUCAAGGUGACGAGCGCAAUUGCAGUGCCGCUCAGAAUUUUUGGGCUUUUCAAGAAUCCGGAGCGGCACUGCAUUGUAAUGGGCAGCGCGUAUCAAUUACCAUCAGCUGAACGUUCUGCUCGUCUCGUCUCGUAUUUUUAUAAAAAAAAACUAAACGUGAACUUUUUAUUCAGGUGGGGAAAAAAAUCGUAUACGCACCACGUGAGAUAAGUAGGACAUUUCCACCAUUGACAAUAUUCCACGGAUGAGAAUGACCUACUUUUCUCCCUAGGCGCAAUAUACUAAUUUAGAUUAGUAGAUACUUGUAUAUAAUAUUUAUGACGUUAUCGUACAUAAGAGGACUGUAGGUCCGUUUUAUUUUUGUGUAUAUUAUGAGUAGGUUUUAAAACUUUCUGGCUUUCUAUAGAUGUAUGUGUUGGUGUAUUAGUGUUUAUUUUGUUUGAUGUUAAAUAUUUGUGUAAUUAAUUCAUAAGUAAAAGACUCUUGCAGUCUAGGUGGUUAUAAUUGAAAGUUAUUUUAUUUGUGAGGCUAGUCUGCAAUCAGUAACAUUAACUAUUACAAAAUCAGGCGCAUUUUUUAAUGCUCUAACUCCCUCUAUCUGGCUAGCAGAUUCUUUCUUGAGUCUCUUACGGUCGUUCCCAAUAUUCAGUCUAUCUCUUACUUGAGAUAAAAAUCAUAUCGCUGUCCCAAUAAACUUAUCGACGGUAAUUCACCUUAUCCGUACACGCUGUCUGUCAAUGGGACGACGUAUUGCUUACCAGCGAUAGAAGUUUGUAUGGAAAAUGCAAUUCAUGCGUCCCAAUAUAAGGCGAUAAGAAUGACUUAUCGGGUAUAAUGGGACAGCUUCAGAUUAUUGACUGCUAAUUACUGACAAUAGUAGGUAGUAAUUUAUCUCUAUCUGUAGAUAGUAUAUUGGGAACAGCCGCUAGUAAUUGGCUGCAGUAGAGAAUGAGAUAGUUGGUUGUGUUGAGCUGCCAACCGCUUAUACUAAUGUCGGUUUAAUUAUUGUAUGUAUAUUAGGACACUGCUGAUACAACUCUAACAAUGCUAAUAAUAAUAUUGACACACUUUUAAAAUUAAAUUUAUAUAGUAAAUUUAUGAACCAUGCGGGACUCGAACCUGCGACCUCUCGCGUUCCGUGCGAGUGCUCUUCCACUGAGCCAAUCGUUCGAGUGACGUAUCGUUGAUAAAUCUUGUAUAUGUGUUGUUCAACUCGAACACGCGAGUUCGCGGGUUCGGGUCCCGCAUCGUUCAUAAAUUUUGUUUAUAAAUAUUUUUUUGUAUAAUUAAUCCCAGAAGUGAGAUAUACUUACUUAAACUUACAUAAAUACAUAUAAACAUCCAUGACUCGGAUACAAGCAUUCAUAUUCAUCAUAUAAAUGUUUGCACCUACCGGGACUCGAACUUGGAAUCUCUAGCUCAGCAGGCAGGGUCACUUACCACCGAGCUAUAGAAUAUUGUUGGGAACUCUGAUAUUAAAGCUUGUUGCUUUUUUUAUUUAUUUAUUCGGAAACCCAACAAACGCACACUAAUAUAUAAAU